GCAUAGCCCUUCCAUGAACCGGUCUGCCAGCUCGGCCUCUAAGUAUGGGGUUAUAGUUCGUUCUGGGGGGUUCAUCGAGGACAAAACUGUUGUGCUAUCUCCGGAUAUUCUUGCCGGUCUAGCCGCUGCUCCCGGUCAUGCUGAAGAGCACUGGCAGCCGCAGAAUGAUGUUCUGAGGGGUGAGUCUAUCCUUUUUGACCGUCCUAAAGACGGAGGUACACUGGGCUACCGGUCUCUGCGCCAAGUUGUUACACCCGCCGACGGUAUGCCCCAGGAGAUUGAGACGCCGGCUGCACAGUUGAUGCAUGACCUGUACUCGGUGACGCAAUCUGCUACCGAGCUUGUGGAGUGCUAUCGGAGCUAUCAGCGUCGUUUAAAACGAUCGCAAGCUGAGAAAGAGAAGCUUCAGACGGACCUUGCUGAAUUGGUCAGGACUGAAGGUGACUGCCGGAAGGAGAUUGCGAGACUUGAGCUGGAUGUUAUUGCCGCAGGCAAUAGGAAGGCUGAACUAGAGCUUCUUCCAGCCAAGUUGACGGCCGAAGAGCAGAAGACGGCUGAGCUGCAGAUCAAGCUGGAUGCGGCGCUGCAGGCGGCCCAAGAUGCUGAGAAAGCUGCUAAGGAUGAUCGCAAGGCUGUGGCGCUGAAGGCUGUGCAGAAAUUUAUGAAGUCUGACUUCUACUGCGAGGAGAUGAAGGGGCGCUACAAUGGUGGGUGGACUGCAGCUCAUCGUUGUGCCGUCAAAGCCUUGACGCUGACUGAGGAUGCCUGGGGUAAGGUGGAGGGAUCCUAUGAAGAGGGUGGCCAUAUUGAUCCGACUGGCAUGGAGACCCAGACCUUCCCAGACAUCGUCAUUCAGAAUGCUGACCCUCGCCUUCUGCCCGACAGGGAGAUUCCCGAGUCUGCUUACUGGAGUGAUGCAGACUACUCAGCUUGACGGUCUUGGCAGUCAUCACCAGGCUCUUCCUGUGGUUCUUCCAACAGUUUUUUCCGGCCUCAUACUUGUUAAUGUCUGUUGGUAGCUUUUGAAUAUCAUUUAGCGGAUGUAACUUAUAAACAAUUUCCUUUUUUGGUACCUUUUAGCUGUUUGUGGCACUUUGUCUUUUGCCGUGUGUUAACUGUUUCAAGAACGUUAUUGUCGUCUUG
Messenger RNA from Spinacia oleracea (spinach), 1143 nucleotides. RefSeq lists its product as uncharacterized. The record is from RefSeq and is a predicted model, not a curated record. The transcript has 2 exons. The coding region runs from base 14 to 934 and encodes 306 amino acids. Lineage: Eukaryota; Viridiplantae; Streptophyta; Magnoliopsida; Caryophyllales; Amaranthaceae.